Messenger RNA from Cetraspora pellucida, 1149 nucleotides. The record is from the annotation of a GenBank genome assembly. NCBI's taxonomy places the organism in Eukaryota, Fungi, Glomeromycota, Glomeromycetes, Diversisporales, Gigasporaceae.
AUGGCUGUCUCGGAUACAUUAAGAAAUCUCUUAGGCUACGAAACCUUUAAAGUGGUCAAAGUCACAGAUCUUCGAUUAGGUAUCUUAUAUCGAUGUUUUCAAGUCGCAAUUGCGAUUUAUAUUUUAUCUGAAAUCUUUACAAAGUCUCUAUAUCUAAACAAGGAACCCCCCGUACCUGGUGCUGUUCGAAUAACAUUACAAGCUCCAGAUAAUCUUGUCACACCCUCUUACUGUAACGGAACAACUCCAUGCACUUUUUGGAUACAAUUCCCUUCUGAUGGUGCCGGUGUUGCAUUUUUUACUACAAGAGCGAGCGUAACGAAUUUUCCUAAUCAACCCGGAUGUAAUCCUUUUAAUGUUGCAUCACCAACAAGUCAAUGUUUGGUUAAAACAAAAAAUAAUCCAAAUAAUAUAACUGUUAUGCCAGUAUCUUACAUUGCUGACAUCGAAGAUUACACUGUAAUGAUUGAACAUUCUGUAAGAGGAAGCUCCACAUCUAUCGCACUUCGUAAUGGAUUGAUGAAUGGCGCACUCUGUUCUCCCAAUGGACAAAAUUGUAAAACGGUAACGAAUGCUAGUAGAACGGCAGCAAAUCCCAGUGCCGAUGGUGAUAUUUAUACCAUUAGAGAUAUUCUUGCGGCUGCAGGUGCAGACUUGGAUGCUCCCUCUACGGCUCCUGGUGCUAAUAAGGCAGCAGGUGAAACAUAUAGGUCAUCUGGAAUAGUCAUUGUUAUCAUUAUUGAGUAUCAAAAUGUUCGGUUCAAGUUAGAUCAAAUAGAGUAUAAAUAUUUGCCUCAAAUAAUUGAUGGAAAUGAAUACAAAGCUGUAGAAAACGUAUACAAUACUACUGAUGGUUCAUACACAGUUAUUGAUAGGCAUGGUAUUCGUUUAGUAUUCCAGCAACAUGGAACGAUAGGUCAAUUCGGAUUUGUCGCUCUUCUUACGAAUUUAGUUGCAAGUUUUGCACUUUUUAAACUUGCCGAGCUUAUAGUAGAAAUAUUCAUGUUAAGAUUCCACCCUGAUAAAAGGGAAUACGAAAAAGCCAAGUAUGAUGACGUAGACACAGUAUUAGAAGAAAAAUAUAAAGAUGGAUCGGUAGAAAAAUCAAAAAACUCAAUAGAUGAACCAUCUGAUAGUCGAAUAGCCUAA